Messenger RNA from Nothobranchius furzeri (turquoise killifish), 2936 nucleotides. It is a transcript of the gene apbb1ip, whose product is annotated as amyloid beta (A4) precursor protein-binding, family B, member 1 interacting protein. Gene Ontology annotation, biological process: signal transduction. The record is from RefSeq and is a predicted model, not a curated record. Gene Ontology annotation, cellular component: plasma membrane; cytosol. NCBI's taxonomy places the organism in Eukaryota, Metazoa, Chordata, Actinopteri, Cyprinodontiformes, Nothobranchiidae.
CCCUUCUGCAAGCUGAUUCAGCUGUUUGCCUUUCUUCAUCCGAUUCACUCAAGUGUUUUUCAGUCCUGACUUCCAGCUAAAUCAAACCCAUCUUUUUUAAUUGGUAACUUGUCUAGCCUAGAGACCGUUUGCUGUGACAGCUGCUGAUGAGGAGCACGUUUUAGAGGGAUCGUCCAGCACAGCAGAAAGAUUUCAGCUCUGUGCAAGAAUGCAGCAGCAGGUCUAGACUCGAACUUCCGCAUUGAGCAGGAAGAAGUCAACAGAGAACCGAAUCAACACACCCAGAUCUGACUACACGUGUCUGUUAUCUUUUCUCGUGUUCAGUUACAGGCUAUAACAUUUUGAAGUGGAGCUAAUGUCCAUCAGGCUUUUAUUUAGAGACUAUCUGGUGAAACAAGGCUAAAAACCUCAAAGAAGAUGGAAGACAUCGAUGCCAUGUUCAGCGACCUGCUGGGGGAGAUGGACCUCCUCACCCAAAGUCUCGGAGAGGAAAUACCACCUCCUGCACCUCUCCCCAACACCAAAAAAGAAGUCAGCUUCACCAUGGACUUUGCUAACUUUAAUGAGUCUCUACAUGAGCUGGAGGACACUGACUUGGACGCGCUCAUGGCUGACCUGGUAGCUGACCUCAGCGCCACAGAAGAGAAACUGACCGCAGAGAUCCAAGGUCUGAAGGCGCCAUCACCACCUCUGCCAGACCUACCGCCUCCACCCAGAGACCUGAGCUUCCCGCCGGCCCCCUACGACUCAUCAUCAUCUUCGUCAUCAUCAUCGUGUAGAGACAGCAGCAGCAGCCUUGUUAGCACAUCGGCCACCUCCCCUCUGCCGCCUCCUCAAGCAGGAAAGCCAUCAAAGGAGGACAUAGAAGCACAGAUGAAAGCUGACAAAAUCAAACUUGCACUUGAGAAGCUUAAAGAAGCCAAGGUGAAAAAGCUGGUGGUGAAAGUGCUGAUGAAUGACGGCAGCUCCAAGACUCUGAUGGUGGACGAGAGACAAACGGUUCGAGAAGUUCUCGACAACCUGUUUGAGAAGACGCACUGCGACGCUAACGUGGACUGGAGUCUGUGCGAGACGAACUACGAACUUCAGCUUGAGCGGACGUUUGAGGACCAUGAAAACAUGGUGGAGCCUCUGUUGGCGUGGACGAGGGACAGUGAAAACAAAGUCCUCUUUCAAGAGAGAAGAGAUAAAUUUGAGGUCUUCAAAAACCCACAGAAUUUUUAUCUCUGGAAAAAGGACAAGAAAACGCUCAAAGACAUGAAAGACAAAGAUAAGGAACUGCUGAUAAAGGAGAACUUCUGUGGGCCCUCCAUCAUCGUUCCCGAUCUGGAGGGGGUGCUAUAUCUGAAAGAGGAUGGGAAGAAGUCGUGGAAGCAGCGACUCUUUCAGCUCAGGGCUUCAGGAAUUUAUUACGUUCCCAAAGGGAAGACCAAGUCGUCUCGUGACCUCGUCUGCUUCGUCCAGUUUGACAACGUGAACGUUUACUUUGGGAAAGAUGUUAAGAACCGCUACAAGGCUCCAACUGACUUCUGCUUUGUUCUAAAACAUCCUCAGAUCCAGAAAGAGUCUCAGUACAUCAAAUAUCUGUGUUGUGACGACGACUGGACGAUGCGCCUCUGGAUGACGGGGAUUCGGAUUGCAAAGUAUGGCGCAUUGUUGCAUGGAAACUAUAAAGCAGCAGAGAAGAAGUCAGUGGUCAGCUCUGCAUGGACAAACCGCAGCACUCCAUCCAGCUCCAACCAGUCGACACCGUCACCCACCAUCAGAGCCAAAGCUUCAAGCCAGUCCAAUGGUCACGCUUCCAAACCACAACCAGGAUCUGAUCAUCAGGACUUUGGAAAUCUCCCACCUCCACCUCCACCAUUGAACGAGAUCCUUCCUCCACCUUCACCUGACCCAGUCCUUCCACCUCCACCACCUUCACUGGCUUCCAAACCCAGUGGACCACACCGAAAACAACCCAGUGGUUUUCCUCCACCUCCUCUUGGGAUAGACAACAACCUCCCUCCUCCACCGCUGCCUCCACCCAUUGACGAAGCUCCUCCAGAUUUCCUUCCACCCCCUCCUCCAAAUACCGGAAUUGGUUCCUUCCCCCCUCCUCCUCCAAACACUGGCUUUGGUUCCUUGCCUCCUCCUCCUCCUCCUGUUAGUUCUCUUCCACCUCCACCUCCACCCGCCAGUUUUGGGGGCAUUAAAAAAUCUCUACAUCCUCCACCACAAGAUCCUCAGUUUUUGCCCCCACCUCCACCUGAUCCAGUGUUUACAAGUGCUGGGGCACCCCCACCACCCCCACCUCCCCCUCCUGCUUUUGCGGCCACCCCACGUGCAAAUGCCCGGCCUGCCGGGUCAGUGAAGAAGAUGCCUCCUGCUCCCCCAAAGAGGACUACACCAGUGGCAGGAGGUGGAGGAGGCGGAGGGGACUUAAUGUCAGAACUGAUGCUCGCUAUGAAGAAACGUAGUGACCAUUAAACAGAAGAACCAUAAAUAUAAAACAGACAGAAACAUUUAUCUUUCAUACUUUGGAGACGAAAAUAGAUUCAUCUCCAAAGGAAUUUAUCCAUCCUUCAUCUUUAUCCUAAGCAAGAGACUUUUUUCUCACUUUAUUGCUGUAAAUGAUGUAAAAACAACUACGAUACUCUGGAUCUCGUGUGUUUUCUUAGGGGAGCUAGCUACCAACAGAGAAAGACAACAAGAGUUGAUGCCCUCCAGUGGUGACAAGCUGGAAUUACAAUUGAUUUCUGUUAAACUAGCCUGGUAAGCUGUCCUAUUUAGUCUGGCCACAACCCACAGAGCAGUGAACGUCACCUGGUGGCUCGCGGGCCACACUCGGUCCGCCAUUUUUACUGAAUCAGGAAUAGAGAACAUGCAUGUUCCACUUUUUUCUUUAUCAAAUUAAACAAACUGAAAAACAACCUUUAAUCAGAAAUGACUACAAA